Messenger RNA from Osmia bicornis bicornis, 2269 nucleotides. RefSeq names its product peroxisomal acyl-coenzyme A oxidase 3 (gene Acox3). Gene Ontology annotation, molecular function: fatty acid binding; pristanoyl-CoA oxidase activity; FAD binding. NCBI's taxonomy places the organism in Eukaryota, Metazoa, Arthropoda, Insecta, Hymenoptera, Megachilidae. The transcript has 12 exons. Bases 121 to 2145 code for a protein of 674 amino acids. The record is from RefSeq and is a predicted model, not a curated record. Gene Ontology annotation, biological process: fatty acid beta-oxidation using acyl-CoA oxidase; lipid homeostasis. Gene Ontology annotation, cellular component: peroxisome.
ACUGACCAGCUGCUAACGAUAAGUUUUAAUCAGUUUCUAUCGAUCAUUCAAAGACGAGGGACGGUAUUGAAAAGCUCAUAUUGAUACGAAACGUAUUCAAAGUCGAAAAACUUAACAAUAAUGACGAAUAAAAUAGCUGAUUGGCCAAGUGGUCCUCUGGACUCUUACAGAAAACGUGCAACAUUUGACUGGAAAUUACUGAAGCUCAAAUUGGAAGGAGAUGAAUGCGUAACGUUUCAGAAUGAGUUAUGGGACUUUAUAAAAAAUUCAGCAGUAUUUCGAAGACCCCCUUGCCCUACGUUAGAUGAAGAACGUAAACUUUGUAAUGCUCGAAUCAGAGCGCUAAGAGACAAUAAUAUUGUGAAUCCAUUAAUCCAUAGAGAAUGGUUUAAUACAUUAUUUUACUACGAUACCAAUAUAGCGAUCAAAAUGGGUGUAAUGGAUGGUAUGGUACCGAGCGCGUUACUUGUUUUGGGUACAAAAGAUCAUUAUGAUAUUGCUGAAAAGAUUCAAGACGGAAGGUAUACAUGUAGUUUUGCACUAACAGAAGUAUCUCAUGGAACAAAUGCGAAAGGAAUGAGAACUACAGCAACGUACGAUGUAAAAACAAAGAGCUUCGUCUUUCAUUCUCCAGAUUUUGAAGCUGCAAAAUGUUGGGCCGGAGGUUUAGGAAAAACUGCAACACAUUCCAUUGUAUUCGCACAACUAAUUACACCGGAUGGACACAAUCACGGUCUUCAUACUUUUAUUGUACCCAUUCGAGACCCGGGUACCCAUAUGCCUUUCCCAGGUAUUAGAGCCGGUGACAUGGGUGCAAAGAUAGCAUUAAAUGGAGUAGAUAAUGGGUUUAUGAUGUUCAAUAAUUAUCAUAUACCCCGAAACUGUUUGUUGAAUCGAACAGCAGACGUUACAGAAGAUGGAAAGUAUAUAACAUCAGUAAAAAAUAAAAACAAAAGAUUUGGUGCAUCAUUAGGUGCAUUGUCGUCGGGACGUGUUACAAUUACAUCCGUGUGUGCAAGUUUAGCGUCGAUCGCGAUGAUUAUUGCUAUACGAUAUAGCGCAGUAAGAAAACAAUUUGGACCGUCCGAAACAGAGGAAUGGCCGGUUAUAGAAUAUCAAGCACAGCAAUGGCGAUUAUUUCCUAACUUGGCAGCAACAUACGCAAUAAAAAUAUUUUCUGCUGCAUUUAUAAGUAAAAUGUCUGAAUUUCAUUUUAAACUUAUGUCUGGACAAAAUCAAGAUACUAUUGGUAUUGAAGGUAUGGAAAUACAUGUAUUGUCUUCUGCAACCAAGCCAUUAUGUUCAUGGACUAGUCGAGAUAUUAUUCAAGAUUGCAGAGAAUCCUGUGGAGGACACGGUUAUUUAAAAAUCUCACGGUUGGGUGAAUUGAGAGCUGAAAAUGAUGCAACGUGUACGUUUGAGGGUGAAAAUAAUGUGUUGAUUCAGCAAACCAGUAAUUGGUUACUGAAUCAAUGGUCAAACUUGCUUAACGGAAAACCCAUCAAUUCCCCUUUUGGAACGGCAAGCUUUGUGCAAGAUGCGAAGGAUAUUUUAAUGCAAAAGCUUUCUUAUUCAAACAUCGAUGAAGUACUAAAACCAGAAAAUUUACUUUUCUCUUUGAAAUGGUUAACGUGCUAUUACUUAAAGAACACGUAUGAAUACUCGCAAGUAUUGAAAAGCAAAGGUUGCGAUGACUUUGAAGUUAGAAAUAACACACAAGUAUUUUUUGCGCAAACUUUGUCACUGUUAUACGGACAGCAUGCAGUAAUGAUGUAUUUUGUAAAAUGUAUAGAAAAUCCUGUGUGGGGAUUAAAAGAGCGCAAUGUAUUAACAAAAUUAUGUUCCCUUUAUGGAGCAACUGUUUUAGAAAAACGAUUAGCUGAUUUUUAUGCUGGUGGUUACGCGUUACCGACAAGCAAUAUAGAUAAAGUAUUAAGAAAAGGUAUUGUAGUUUUAUGUAAAGAAUUAGUUCAAGAUGCCGUAGCUUUAGUUGACGUCUUGGCGCCACCAGAUUUUAUCAUAAAUUCACCAUUGGGUAUGGCUGACGGCCAGGUGUACAAACAUAUUGAAGAGGAAAUUUUCAAGGAUAAAGGAAACUUCGAACGGCCACCAUGGUGGAAAGAGAUAAUAAAAUCAAAAUUAUGAUAUGUACAUACAUGUAAUUAUCAUAUUUUGUUACUAUAUUUUGAAUAUUUUUCUACUAUUAAGCUCAGUACACAUUGAAGCAAUGGAAAUUUAUACAAAAUCAUAAUAAAUAUUUUUACUUGCA